Alternaria arbusti is the source of this 483-nucleotide messenger RNA. RefSeq lists its product as uncharacterized. The transcript has 2 exons. The record is from RefSeq and is a predicted model, not a curated record. Bases 1 to 483 code for a protein of 160 amino acids. Lineage: Eukaryota; Fungi; Ascomycota; Dothideomycetes; Pleosporales; Pleosporaceae.
AUGGCAGGACUAGCGCACUGUGAUGAGGCGUCGGGGCAGAGCACCACGUUCGACGACGUGCCAAUGACCUCAAACAACGAAACGACUGCGGACCCUCCAAGACCAGAGCCCGUUACAAAGCGAGAAAGCAGAUUCGCGUCCCUCUUUAUUGCGCUACUUGCUGUCAGUCCAAUGGCUAUCGAAUACGAUGCAGCCGAUCAGCAGACUAUGGAGGCAGCACAGGCAGCAUCUGUAAGCGCGCCGCAACCGGAAUCUUCCAAGAAGACCGGUAAUCCGACAGAAAACGGAAUCAAGAAAUCAGAGAUCCGUAGGACCAAAUGGAGGCGGUUCAAGCACGAACUGAAACUGAAGAUGAGGAUUACGGGCAAAGCAAAGGCGAAGGAUCGGUGGAAAUGGACACAGGCGGAGGACAUGGAGCUGAAGGUUUUGAGAUCAGAAGAGCGAGAUGUCUAUACGGAUAUGGAAAGGCAGCAUAGCAGCUGA